Tachysurus vachellii is the source of this 3545-nucleotide messenger RNA. RefSeq names its product antizyme inhibitor 1a (gene azin1a). NCBI's taxonomy places the organism in Eukaryota, Metazoa, Chordata, Actinopteri, Siluriformes, Bagridae. Gene Ontology annotation, biological process: positive regulation of polyamine transmembrane transport; negative regulation of protein catabolic process. Bases 435 to 1775 code for a protein of 446 amino acids. The transcript has 12 exons. Gene Ontology annotation, cellular component: cytoplasm. Gene Ontology annotation, molecular function: ornithine decarboxylase activity; ornithine decarboxylase activator activity. The record is from RefSeq and is a predicted model, not a curated record.
UUUUCCUAACGUCAACGUUAAAAGGAAGUAGCCGAUUAGCAUGCUAGGCGUGUUUCAGCUCCUCCGCCCUUAAUAGUGAUAUUAUCUUUCGGGUGCCUUCUAAAUGUCCGUGUCCGCCAAACCUCGUCAUUUUAUCUCUAUUAAAGGUGUUCCCACUAUUUUGUAAACAUUCCGCCGAAAAAGAGAAGACGGUUUAACCCUUUUACUGAGAAUUUCUCUCAGCAGCUUGUGACUCUUGAGACCUGCGCGGGAGCGUGUGUGUGCCAGGAGCGGUCGGACUUCAACGCUGAGCCCCCUUGGGACCCUAGCUGAUAACAGGAGGGGUCUGGCUUUUGACCUUUCUCUUGGAUAUCACUAGGACCCAGGAGCUGUGAGGGCUUUGCUAUAUAGGUGACCUGCUUUAUGACUCUGUUGUCUCGGGCUUGUGGAUAAGGAUGAAAGCGAUGCUGGAUGAAUUGCUCUGUUCUGUCGAGCUGCUUGAAGGAGACACUGCUAUCCUUGAUGUGAUCAACAAACACAUAUCUGACCAAACUCAAGCACAAAAGAGUGCAUUCUUCGUAGCGGAUCUGGGUGCCGUCCUUUGGCAGCAGGUCCGAUGGAAAUCUCACAUGGACCAGGUUCGACCUUUCUACGAUGUGAAGUGUAACAGCAGUGCUGUGGUGGUUGAGAUCCUGGCUGCACUGGGAACUGGCUUUGUUUGCUCCAACAAGCACCAUUUGGAGUUGGUGAAGAACUUUGGAGUUCCAGCUCAAGAUGUCAUCCUGGGUGGAGCCUGUAAGCAACUCUCGCUUAUCAAAUAUGCUGCUAAAAAUGGCGUCCAGCUGCUGGUGUGUGACAACGAGGCUGAAAUGAGGAAGAUCGCUCGCUGCCACCCAAAUGCAAAGUUGCUGCUGCAGGUGUACAUGGCAGGCUGCUGUGAGCACGGUGAGACUGCCAUGCCCUUCGGCUGCACGCUGAAGGACUGCAGGCACCUACUGGAGUGCGCAAAGGAGCUUGGCGUAAACAUAACCGGCGUCAAGUUUCAUAUCCCCAGCUGUUGCGCAGAGCCUGAGGCUUUUACUCAUGCUGUUUCAGAUGCACGCUGUGUGUUUGACAUGGGGGCUGAACUUGGAUUCGCUAUGAGUAUUCUGGACAUUGGUGGAGGCUUCGAUGGAGUUGAGGCUCAAUUAGAAAAGGUGAACAGAGCAUUGAAGCCCAUGCUGGAUGCAUACUUCCCUCAGUCGACGGGUGUGUCCGUCAUCGCCGAACCUGGAGCCUACUAUGUGUCUGCUGCUUUCUCACUUGCUGUGAGCGUCAUCUCAAAGAAAAUGGCAGCUCAGAAUGCCAAUCAUCACGCACAAAAUACACUGUCUGGAAACAAUGAGCCGGAGUUCACAUACUGUCUGAAUGACACUGUGUUUGGCUCCUUUGCCUAUAAACUAUUAGAUGAGUCUGAUCCUGUUCCAUCUCUACUCAAGGAAAUGUCCGCCGAGGAGCCGCUUUUCACCAGCAGUCUGCGUGGUUGCUCCAACGAUGGUCUGGACCAGGUGCUUGAGUCCUGUCUUCUCCCAGAGCUCAGUGUUGGAGACUGGCUGGUGUUUAACCACACCGGAGCCAACAGUCUCGGAGUGAUGGGAGAACCGCCGCCGCCCGUACACUACAUCAUCUCUGCACAAGACUGGUACGAGAUUCAAAACUACGGCAUAAUACUGGACACAGCCCUGAAGAACUUCUCUCUGGUCCCAUGCUUUCAGAAGCCCAGUCUGAGCGAGAGUGCCAUCUCUACUCCGGCUUAGCAAAACCGCUCUGGGGCUGCAGCAGCCCCGCUGGCCAAUUUAAUUUAAAAAAAAAACGUUCUGGACUCUUAUGGGACCAGAAUACAAUGAACAAGGUUUCAGAGAGGUUAUUGGAUGAAGAGGAAAAGCAUUUAUGGUCAUGUAUAUUGUUGGGAUUGGGUUUAGUCAUUUGCGGGAUUGAUUGUUAGCGCUGUUUACAAACCUGCUAGAGUAUUUAAUUCAGUUUUAUAAAUAUACAAAUAUACAAACAGGCAUAUAUGUGAUAAUAUUUUCCUCUGAGAUAAAGUUGGGUUUUAUUUAUUGAAAUUCAAAGCCUUAUAAUUUUUUAAGAGCCAUGUAUUUUCUGAUGCUGGUGUUUCGAGGAGCCAGCAGGUGGCAGUGCAGCUCUGCGAUCCGAUAUUCUUAAAAUUAUUUGGGUCCAACUCUAUGUUCUGAUAGUGCUCUUUAUGCACAAGUUAUGAUUCUUUCCCCUUAGAAGAUUUUCUUGUCGGCAUCUUAAGAAAUGUUCAGCUAUUAGACGGCUCUCUAAGGAACGUGAGACUGUAAAACACCUAGAAAGCAUUAGAGCUGACAAAGCUGACGUAAUCCUCUACAUAUCUCCAUCUUCACAAGAACAUUGUUGUAGUUGUCAGGGCAAUAUUGUAGUGGGUCAAAAGCAAUAUUGGACCACAGAUGGUUCCUAUCCGUGAAGAUUUAGGGCCUUGGAGAGUUCCUAAAGAUACUGUGAAAAUGAAUUGCUACAAAGGUUUAAUUGUAAUGGAACUGCAAUAUUGAACACAAUUGCAUGGCUUCAAUUUAGCAGGAUAACAAAGCAGAUAAAUUGCCCCUCAUCGUCCUGUUUUUUUAUGUGAAGCUUCUAGGCAUGUGCUGAUGUUCAUAUCACAAUCAUCACUCAAAACCAUAUUUGUGUGUAGUGAAGACUCCAUUCUUAAAUGCAGUUGGACAAAAAAAAUGUAAAGUAGGCCCGAUGUCCCACGUUUGUUCUUUACACCCAGAUCAUAUUAAAAGUCUGUCUUUUAUUUAUCAAAUCUGCAGAACCAACAACAUGGGGCACCAGUAGAAAUUGAAUUAUGCAGUUCCUCACCGUCCCACUGUUUGGUGUUUAAAUGGAAUUACAGCUGGCACUGAGAAGUUUAAAGACCUCAUGUCCAUCAGUGCCUGUGAACCAUGAGGGAUGGAAAUAGUUUUCCUGGGGGAAAAAAAUCAAUGUUGCUGUUUCUGCUGGUUGGAAUCAGUGUUUAUUUAUUGCUUAUGCUUGCAGGUCAUGUCCAGUGUUGACUAAUUCUUGGUCAUUUUAUCAAGGUAAAUAUCGCUACCAAACUCAGACGUGCUUAUAGCUGGAAUAACAGGGCAUGUUAUUAAAACUGCACUGCAUCAAUCUUUCAGAACAUGGGAGUUUAUAUUUGUCCAAAGAAGAUACUCAUUAAGCUGUUCUCAUGUAAUUAGCUUCUUUAAGAAUGAAACGCAGUCAAAGAGACGACAUUUUGUGCAUUUUGUUCAUGCACGUUACAUAUCGAGACGUGGCCUAUUAUCCGCACAUGCCUAGAAGCUUUUGGUUGUAUGUUGACUAUAUAUGUAUAUGUCGUCGGGUGUGCUUAAGAAAGUGCUAUAUGGUUUCUGUAAGUGCUGUUGGUCGGGAUGGACAAGCUUCCCAGUUUACCUGAAACAAAGUUGAGUCAUUUUGAAUGAGAUGAAUUCAAUCCCUCAGACGGAAAAUGUAACAUCUUGUUAUGUUCGGCAAAACGCCGUCAAUAAAUGAUUGUGCUUAAA